AUGACCUGGGUGACUUUUUUGAAAGAGAAAUCUAAAGCUCUUGAAAAAUUUAAAGUAUUCAAGGCUUUGGUUGAGAAUAAAAAAGAUUUGAAAAUCAAGAGUUUACGUUUUGAUAAUGGAGGUGAAAUUACAUCUAAUGAAUUUGUUAGUUUUUGUGAGGAAAAUGGAAUUAAAAGACAGAUUUCACAACCUAGAACACCUCAACAAUAUGGUUUUGUUGAGAGGAAAAAUAGAACAGUUCAAGAAAUGGCCCGGAGCAUGAUGAAUGAGGCCAAAAUCAAUGAUGCUUUUUGGAGAGAGGUUGCUCAUACAGUAGUUUAUAUUCAAAAUAGAGGUUUGUUGAGAGCAAAGCAUAACAAAACUCCUUAUGAGCUUAGGAAAGAAAGUGUUAAUGUUAAAGUUCAUGAGAUUACUAACACUUGUAAUGAGGAUGAAAAUGGUAGAAACAAUGCUCAAAAGGAGGAAGCAAUAGGUGCUGCUCAACCUUCUUCAAAUACACAAGAUGGAACAACAAGUAUUAAUGUUCAAAACAGCUCUAAAAAUGCUCAAUCAGAGGUUACAAGCACUUCUCCUUAUUCUAGUUUGCAGUUUGGGACAGCAGAUAUACAUUAUAAAAAUGAAUUAGAAAAUGAUCAUGGUAAGACUACUUUUAAGACUCCUAAGUUCGUGCAAAGAAAUCAUCCUGUUGAUCAAACCUUACCUGAAAAUAGAGCUAGAGCUACUAGAAGGAAUGUUAAUUAUUUUGAAGAUGAAGAUGUUUCUUUGCUGUCUAUGUUUGAACCUAAGUAUUUUGAAGAAGCACCUAAAGAUAAACAUUGGAUAGCAGCCAUGAAAGAAGAGCUCGAUCAAAUUCAAAAGAGUUUUAAAGUGUUUCAGAUGGAUGUAAAAUCUGUUUUUUUUAAUGGUAAUUUAAGUGAAGAUGUAUAUGCUGAACAACUUGACAAAUUUAUUUUAUCUGACAAACAUAAUUAUGCGUGCAAGCUGAAAAAGGCACUGUAUGGCCUUAAACAAGCUACCCGUGCAUGGUAUGACAAGUUGGAUAAGUACUUGCAACAAAAAGGUUUUAGAAAAGGAAUGGCGGAGAACAAACUCUAUGUGAAAGAAGAAAGUAAGCAAUUGUUGAUUGUUGUAGUUUAUGUGGCUGAUCUAAUUUUUGGUGGUGACUGUGUAGGUAUGUGCAAAGAAUUUGCAACUAAAAUAAAGCACUAA
Messenger RNA from Cryptomeria japonica (Japanese cedar), 1209 nucleotides. RefSeq lists its product as uncharacterized. Lineage: Eukaryota; Viridiplantae; Streptophyta; Pinopsida; Cupressales; Cupressaceae. Gene Ontology annotation, molecular function: nucleic acid binding. The coding region runs from base 1 to 1209 and encodes 402 amino acids. The transcript has 3 exons. The record is from RefSeq and is a predicted model, not a curated record. Gene Ontology annotation, biological process: DNA integration.